This is a messenger RNA of Cladophialophora psammophila CBS 110553, 1005 nucleotides long. RefSeq lists its product as uncharacterized. The record is from RefSeq and is a predicted model, not a curated record. The transcript is spliced from 2 exons. Gene Ontology annotation, cellular component: plasma membrane. Bases 1 to 1005 code for a protein of 334 amino acids. NCBI's taxonomy places the organism in Eukaryota, Fungi, Ascomycota, Eurotiomycetes, Chaetothyriales, Herpotrichiellaceae.
AUGCUCUCAGAUGUUCUAAGGUCCACGGGGGCGGGCGCAGUUUUCGGUGUCGCCCUGACAAUGUCGAGGGUCUACCACCCGUCGGUCAUUAUCAGCCAGAUGCGACUGACUGAUUUUCAUAUGCUUGAAGUUUUCCUAUCAGCAUGCGCAACCAGUGCGAUUAUUAUGCUCUACUUUGAGAAAUGCGGCAUUUCAAAACGAUGUGUUCGAUCCAACUCGACUCUGAACUGGUUUUCCCACUACGACGCGAAUAUCAUUGGAGGUGCGCUCCUUGGAAUCGGGAUGAGUCUCACGGGUGCUUGUCCGGGCACGGCCAUUGUCCAGCUGGCUCAGGGAUUCCGAUCAAGCGGACCAACGAUACUUGGCCUUCUUCUAGGAGCUUCCUUUUUCCUCAAAUUCGGAAAAUUCCUGAAAGCCAAGGAAGAUCCUGAACGCAAACCCCAGCAGCCUGGCGCUCAGACAAUUGCAUCAAAGACACACGUUGGCCCUGCAGUUGUUUUCCUGACGUUCGACGCCCUUUGUUUCAGUACCAUCAUCUUGUCAAGUCUGACACUACCCGGAAGAUCCUUUGCCACUAUCCCGACAGUGCUCGGAGGCGUCCUUCUAGCCGCCGCCCAAGCAUUCUCAAUCUAUUUUACUGGCAACCCAGUCGGCGUCUCAGCGGCAUAUGAACAUGUCGGGCGAUACUUGCUGCGUGGACUCAGUUUCAAAGACAUGCCAGAACCUGCAACUUUCCCCAAAGCGAUCACUUUUGCUUUGGGAAUAUUUUGUGGAAGCCUUGUAUACACCGAACUCUUACAGCCCGAGGUGACUGUCGGGGCGCCUGCAAUUCCUGUUGCCCAGGCGCUGAUUGGCGGAUUUUCUAUGGGUUUCGGUGCAAGAUUAGCGGGAGGCUGUACGUCAGGGCACGGUCUCAGCGGUCUCUCAGCGUUGUCGUUUUCAAGCUUGAUCACGGUUCUGGCAAUUUUCGGGGCAGGCAUCAUGACUCAACUUUGCUUACCAUAG